AUGGAGUCCGACAGUGCCGCCAGACGCUCGCAACAGCUCGCCGUGGUUUCCUCGUCUGCGGAAGCCGCCGCAGUGGACAUUGCGCCUCCCGCCUCCGGCCUUGCCGCAUCACCUCCCGCCGCCAUUGUCGUCGCGGCGCCAGCUGCCGCUCAACCGCCGCUACCGGAAAUUCAGGUACCGGAGGAGGACGAGCGGCUCGAGCCGUGGCUGGCGCACGUGUCGGUGCUCGUGCACCUCGCCACCUUCGCCAUCAUCGGGGUGCUGAUACGGUACGGGCUGGAGGUGCUGUUCGGGCCCGAGGUGGCGCACGUGACGGACGACGAGCAGACCGUCUUCAUCGACUUGCCCGCUAACAUCGCGGGCAGUUUCAUAAUGGGAGUGGUGGGAGUGGCGGCGAAGCGGCACAUAGCGGCGUAUUCGGAGCACCUGGCGAUCGGGCUGGCAACGGGGCUGUGCGGGUGCAUCACGACGUUCGCGUCGUGGAACCAGCGCAUGCUCGCCAUCCUCGCCUCCGGCCUCUGGGUGCGCGCCCUCGCCGGCUACAUCGUCGGUGCGUGCGCCCUCCCCCUCUCUGCGUGCGUUGUCACUUCGUUGCUCCUUUGUGCCUGUGCUGCUCUGUCAGUCAGUGUGCACUCUCCAUUGCUCCCCAUCUGCCAGCCUGCGCCAAUGUUCUCCCCUAUCCCCGCUCUACUUCCUCCCCCCCUCUUGUGCUGGCAUGCAGGAGCGGCGCUGCCGUUCGUGUCGCUGAUGGCGGGGAUCGACUUUGCGGACGGCAUCAAGUGGCAGAUCAAGCGCGCCAACGACCGCCGCACCGCGCGCGGGAAACCACCCCUGCGCGCGCCACGGAGCGACCACUUUGACCGGCGGUGGGCGUCGCUGCUGCUCUUCUUCUGCCUUUCCGUCUUCCUCGUCACUGCUGCCGCCAUCGGCACAGCACUCGACGACUGGUCCUCCAAGACGCGGCGGCUUUGGUUCGCGUGCGUGGUGGCGGCGCCGGGUGCGUGGCUGCGGUGGUACCUGUCGUGGCUGAACGGCGGGGCGGUGGGCAAGGGGCGGUGGUGGCAGUGGGUGCCCGUGGGCACGGUGGCUGCCAACGUGAGCGCGUCCGUGCUGGAGGCUGCUCUCUCUACUGUCGUGCUCGCUUACAACAGCGUGGAGAGUGUGCUGGCGGUGGGCGCCAUACAGCUGGGGUUCCUGGGGUCACUGAGCACCGUGUCAACGCUCAUGGUGGAGGUGCUCGCACUGCACAAGGCCAAGACCGGCCGCUGCUGGCGCCCCUACUUCUACCUCUACGGAGUCACCAUCCUCCCCUCCUUCCUCCUCGGCAUUCUCGUCUACUGUGUGCCCGUCUGGGUGCUCGACUACACCUCCAAAUACAAUCACUUGUAA
Messenger RNA from Closterium sp. Naga37s-1, 1389 nucleotides. The record is from the annotation of a GenBank genome assembly. Lineage: Eukaryota; Viridiplantae; Streptophyta; Zygnematophyceae; Desmidiales; Closteriaceae.